AUGGAUAUUAAGAUCUUGACUCCCCUUCUUCUGACGAUAUGUUGGGUCGUUGAUUCGGCUGUAUUCACUGUGAGAAACAAUUGUCCAUUUACAAUAUGGCCGGCAGCUUUAACAGGAACCGGUUCACCAGUCCUAACCGGGUUCGAGCUACCAUCGCAGGCUUCAAAAGCUCUGACCAUUCCGGCUCCAUGGUCUGGUCGAAUCUGGGCCCGAUUCCAAUGCUCCAACUCAGGAAGGUUUACAUGCCAAAGCGGUGAUUGCAACUCAGGCAAAAUCGAAUGCAACGGCGCUGGUGGCACGCCUCCCGCUACGUUGGUGGAAUUCACAUUAGCAGGAGACCAAGGCAAAGACUUCUACGACGUGAGCCUUGUCGACGGAUUCAAUCUACCCGUUAAGGUGACCCCAGUCAGUGGAAACUGUCCGUCCACGAGCUGCCCGGUCGAUAUCAAUAACAACGGCUGCCCCAAGGAGCUGGUCGUGAGGGGGCAGAACGGCUCGGUGGUUGGUUGUAAGAGCGCAUGCCUGGCAUUCAAUAAGCCGCAGUAUUGCUGCACUGGCGCGUAUAGCACUCCGGCUACGUGCACGCCUUCGAGCUUCUCUCAGAUAUUCAAGUCGCGAUGCCCACAGGCUUAUAGCUAUGCUUAUGAUGAUAGAACCAGCACAUUUACAUGCCCAACUGGGAACAAUUAUCUUGUUACAUUCUGCCCAUGA
Molecule: messenger RNA, 711 nt
Organism: Salvia hispanica
Lineage: Eukaryota; Viridiplantae; Streptophyta; Magnoliopsida; Lamiales; Lamiaceae
Source: RefSeq, a predicted model, not a curated record